Molecule: messenger RNA, 2921 nt
Organism: Rubroshorea leprosula
Lineage: Eukaryota; Viridiplantae; Streptophyta; Magnoliopsida; Malvales; Dipterocarpaceae
Source: the annotation of a GenBank genome assembly
GAACCAGUGAACUCAACGAGCGCCAGAGCGAAACCCUAAAUUAAUAACUCUCAUCUGUAAAAUUUCCCUAAAUUAGAACGAAAACAAUAAAUCCAACCGAAUUUAAUUUCCUCCCUCCUAGUGAAUCCGGUUUCCGGCAUUUGUUAUUGCCGUCGUGUUCUUUCUCUUAUUUUUGGAUGCAUUUGGUUUGCGUUCUUUUUUGUUUUCAGGAAAUUGGAAACGUAGAAAACCUGUACUUGGUUGAAGCAGAGUUCUAGAGCAGUAUCUAUUUAGCGUCUUUUUCUUGAUGUGUUUUUGCUUUUCUGCUUUGCUCUAAUGGUGGGUUUUGUGUGUUGAAAUUAGGGUGUCAAAUUUUUACAUCUUUACAGUUAAGGAAGUUUCGGUCUGUUUCGAGGCAAAUUUCCGGGUUUGAAGGAUAGCAGUUGGAAAGGAUGUCCUCUCCAUAUCCAAUACUUGGCAAUCGACCGAUUGAUCAAUGGAAGGUUACAGAGUUGAAAGAAGAGCUUAAGAAGCGAAAAUUGACAACCUCAGGGUUGAAACUAGAUUUGAUAAAACGAUUGGAUGAAGCCCUUCGCAUUGAAAGGGAAACUGCUGAAAAGGAUGUGGAUAACAGUCUUAAUCAUGACCCCAAACCCAUAGUUGAGGCUGAAUGUGGCCAAACAACUGAGACAGUUGAAAGUGCUGUGGAUCAUGGUGGUAACAAGAUUGAGAUAGAUAGUAAGGCUAAGGUUCAAGUUGGAAUUAACAAUAGUGCUGCUCCUGCCUUUGGGCAGGUGGACAGUCAAGGGGACAAAUCAGGUGGUAGCAAUACUGCUGUGGUUGAACAAGAGCCAGUUAUGCACCCAACUAUUCUGGAUACUAAUAUUAAAGUCACUGAGACUGUGGUUGUUGAGACCGUAGUUUCUGAUGUAGCAUUGAGCACACAGGAUACACAGAACCCUGGAAGCCAGGAAGAUCAUAAGAGUUCAAAGUCCCAGCUAGAGAAUUUGCAUCUAAGGCUCCAGCUGGCAGACGAGGAUCCAAAGCUACAGCUGGCAGACAAGGAUCCAAAGACGCAGGUGGAGAGUGAGGAUUCAAAGCCCGAGCUGGAGGAUGAGGGUUUGGAGCCUUCACACAGUGAUGUUGUGUGUGAUUCUGCUCUGAACAACCAGGUACCUGAGGUCAGCCCUAGUUUAGGGUUCCAAGUAAAAUCUGAUUCUAUUUCUGCUGAUUCUGUGUCAAUUAAUGAAAAUAUUGAACUAAAGGAUAAUAUAAUUGCCGAUAAUGUCAAAUUAGAGCUAGAUAUUUUUAAGCCAGAUAUGGUGGACCCAUCAUCCAGAAGUGUUGUCCCAGUUAGUGGUGAAGCACAUCCCAUGGAUUUGGAAGAGCCACUUGAGAAGGAAGCAUCUGUUGAAGAGAGAGAUGACAAGAAUACUACAAAUUCAGACCUGAUCAAGAAAAAUGAUUGUGAGGAUUUGGAUUAUUCGGAAAAGUUAAAUUUAGACAGAAGUUCUGGUGAUGAGUCUAUGGAGGAAGAUGUUCUUGAGUUGAAGCAAAUUGAUUCCAAGUCUAAUACUGAAGAAGUGGGAGAUAUGAUUGAUAAAAAUCUGCGAGAAGAAGUUCAUGUAGAUGUUGUGGGUGAUGAUUUGUCUGCUGAGAAAAUGGACAUCCUUAUUGAGAAUAAGAGUCACCCUGUUGAAAAAAAAAGGCUUCAAGAUCAAGAAGCUGUUGGAAACAAUGAACCUUCUAAAAGACGCAGAUGGAACUCUGAAAAAAUAAGAGUUCCAGAGCAGCCAAGCCCAAACCAUACACCAACUACCACACAUAAACUUGCAUUUCAGCCUGCUGCUUUAAAACGCAACUUCUCUAGAUCUGAUUCCACAGCUAGCAAUGAUGCUUCUAAAGAACAAGCUGUUCCACCAUCUCAGAAACCUCCAACGACUUCUUUGAGGAUUGAUCGCUUUUUGCGUCCGUUUACCUUGAAAGCUGUGCAAGAGCUUUUAGGUAAAACUGGGAACGUCACCAGUUUCUGGAUGGAUCAGAUCAAGACCCAUUGCUAUGUUACUUAUUCCUCAGUGGAAGAAGCCAUAGAGACACGUAAUGCCAUUUAUAACCUACAAUGGCCACCCAAUGGCGGACAACUUUUAGUUGCUGAGUUUGUUGAUCCUCAGGAAGUAAAAAUGCGUUUGGAGGCUCUGCCUCAGACUCCAAGUACACCUGGCGCUUCUAAAACUGCUGUUCCUCCAUCUCAAUCUACUAAGCAGCCUGAGCCCUUGCCUCGUCAGCAGGUUUCUAGGCAGCAGCUUCCACCCCCUUCUGCUCUUCCACCUCCACCACCCUUGUCUAGCCCAUCAUCAGUAAGAGAACGACUUUCUUUUCCGCCGCCGCCUCCGGAGAAAAUAGAUCCUCCUAUUGUAACUUUGGAUGACCUGUUUCAGAAAACCAAAGCAACUCCUCGGAUCUACUACUUGCCUCUAUCAGAAGAACAGGUUGCAGCAAAACUUGCAGCACGUGGAAAUAACACCAGGCAGUAGGGAUCAGACUAUACUUUAUCCCUGGCUGCUCUUUGGUUUUUUCUUCUGGGUUGAUCAGUAUGUUAGAUAAUAGAAAGUGUCACAUAAUUGCGUCUUUGCAGGUCUGCAGGUGUUGCUUAUUGGAAGGAGCUUUUGCAGCCAAGCAGUGGGAUCUGGUCUGUUCAACAACUUGGGUUUUCCAGAGUGCCCUUGGUUGAGUUCUAAGCUUCAUUUAGUUUUAGAACAUCGCAUACUCUAACUCUCAUAGAGAUUGUAUGGAUUCACAUAUAGCUGUAUUCUGUUUUGCCAUUGAACCAGAGGUCUUCGUUAAAAAACUUACAUGAACUCGAUUUCAUAAUUUGAUUAAGAGAUGGUAUUCCUGCUACUACUGCUUUUGGUGGAUGUUAUCCCCGCGCUGUCCCUGUUUGG